AUGACGAAGAAGGUUUUGGUCACUGGGGGGACAGGCCUUUACGGCAAGGCCAUCGAGGCGGUCAUCAAGGAGGACGAGGCCGCCAAAGACGAGGAGUGGGUGUUCCUCUCGUCGAAGGAUGGGGACCUCGUAGACAGGAAGGCCGUGGAGGCAAUUUUCGAGAAGCACAAGCCGACACACGUGAUUCACCUGGCCGCCAAGGUGGGCGGCCUGUUCCACAACAUGCGGAAGAAAGUGGAUUUCUAUCGCGACAACACCCUGAUCAACGACAACGUCAUGGAAUGCUGUCGCAUUUACGGCGUGAAGAAACUAGUGUCUUGCUUAUCGACCUGCAUAUUUCCCGACAAGACGUCCUACCCGAUUGACGAGACUAUGCUGCACAACGGCGCGCCACACACCUCAAACUUGGGAUACUCGUGUGCGAAGCGCAUGGUGGACGUCCUCAACCACUGUUACAAGGAUCAGUACGAUCUCAACUACACCUCCGUAAUCCCCACCAACAUUUACGGUGAGUUCGACAACUACUCCAUUGAUGAUGGCCACGUUAUCCCAGGGCUGAUUCACAAGUGCUACAUUGCCAAGCGAGACGGCACCGACUUAACCAUUUGGGGUAGUGGCUCCCCGCUGCGGCAGUUCAUAUACUCGAAGGACCUUGCGUGGCUGACAGUGUGGACGCUACGAAACUACGACUCCGUCGAGCCGAUCAUCCUUAGCGUCGACGAGGAAGCCGAGGUGUCGAUCAAGUUUGUGGCUGAGGCGAUUGCGAAGGCGAUGGACUUUCAGGGCAAGGUGGUCUGCGAUACCUCGAAGGCUGAUGGUCAGCACAAGAAGACCGCCAGCAACAAGAAGCUCCGUUCCUUCCUCCCAGACCACAAAUUCACGCCCUUCGAGGAGGGCAUCAAGAAGUCCGUCGACUGGUUCGUUGCCAACUACGAGACGUGCCGCAAGUGA
Molecule: messenger RNA, 951 nt
Organism: Prorocentrum cordatum
Lineage: Eukaryota; Dinophyceae; Prorocentrales; Prorocentraceae
Source: the annotation of a GenBank genome assembly